AUGGUCCACAAUCCUAAGUUUGCAAUAGUGGAGAUCUCUUAUCUAGUGCCUGGACAGUGCGGGCAAAUAACAGGUUCCUGUAUUAACCAGAAAGCACUUAUUGACAAAGUGUUCAACCAUUACGACAGCAGCGUACGGCCAAUAUGUGGCCCUGAUGUCCCUGUUGAAGUUAAAAUUGGAAUCGCUAUCAGACAGGUCAUUGAACUGGAUGAACCCAACCAAAUACUGACUAUCAACGCCUGGAUUCGACUGAACUGGUACGACUGUCAAAUGACAUGGAACGCCACUGAGCAUGGGGGCAUCUCACAACUUAUCCUCCCCUUUGAAAAAGUUUGGACACCGGAUAUAACGCUAUAUGACAAUGCCGGGGAAGAACUUGUCGGACUCAAGGACUACCGCCCUGUCAUCAACUCAGACGGUUCUGCCUCCUACAACUUCCCAACAAUUAUUACAAGCCUCUGCAAAGUCGACGUCACUCACUUCCCCUUCGACACUCAAACAUGUGAGCUCAAGUUUGGUUCCUGGGCCUACCACGGACUCCAGAUCAACUCCACCGCUAGGAGCAGCUCAGGGGACAUGUCCAGCUUCAAAGUCAACACCGAGUGGGACCUGGUCAGUGUUCCAAUGGAACGACAUGUACUGUACUACGGUUGCUGUCCAGAGCCUUACCCUGACGUGACGUUCUACGUCAACCUACGCCGCAAGCCGUUCUUCUACGUAGUCAACCUACUGUUCCCUUGCAUACUGAUCACAGCUGUGGGCCUACUUGGCUUCCUGUUGCCUCCAGACGCUGGGGAGAAGGUGGCACUGGAGAUCACCGUGUUGCUGUCGCUGGCGGUGUUCAUGGUGGUCGUGUCUGACACAUUACCGCCAACGUCGGAAACAUUCCCUUAUCUAGGAAUCUACUUCUGUCUGGCUAUGAUGUUGGUCACCUUCUCCACGGUCCUCACGGUGAUCGUGCUAAACGUUCACUUCAAAGGUCAACAUGGUAUCGGCGUGCCUCGAUGGGUGAGGAGUCUGUUUCUCGGGACGUUCGCACGCCUUCUCUGCGUGAGGACAGAAAUGCCAGGCCACCCCGACAAGGAGAUUACGAAACUUUUUAAAACGAUAAGCCAAAACAACUUAAAGCACAACAACUCUCAAGUCAGUUUAGACCACAACCAGCAGCAGCAGCAGCCAUGUGCCUUGAGCAAAGUGAUGGAGGAGCAACUGGUGGUCCUGAAGGAGAUCAACAGUCGGUACGCCCAGAAGGAUGAAGUAGCAUCUACUGAGGAGGAAUGGAAGAAAGUGGCAAUUGUGAUGGACAGAUUGUUCCUCGUGUUGUUCUUCCUUUUAUGCUCCAUGGCUUGGCUGUGA
Haliotis rubra (blacklip abalone) is the source of this 1356-nucleotide messenger RNA. Its product is annotated as neuronal acetylcholine receptor subunit alpha-10-like. The transcript has 8 exons. Gene Ontology annotation, molecular function: transmembrane signaling receptor activity; acetylcholine-gated monoatomic cation-selective channel activity. Bases 1 to 1356 code for a protein of 451 amino acids. The record is from RefSeq and is a predicted model, not a curated record. Gene Ontology annotation, cellular component: postsynaptic membrane; neuron projection; synapse. Lineage: Eukaryota; Metazoa; Mollusca; Gastropoda; Lepetellida; Haliotidae. Gene Ontology annotation, biological process: regulation of membrane potential; chemical synaptic transmission; monoatomic ion transmembrane transport.